CUCCAUCCAUCCCCCAAACCCAUCCCCUCUGCCCAGCUCCACACAGCCCCAGAACUGGGUGGGUUUGGGGUCUCCUUAGGGCCCCCCAAGGAGGGGGAGCUGGUGUGGUGCCUCUCUCUGGCUGGAGAACCCGAGCCGUGCUCAGCAAGAGGAGUCACAGAGGUGCCAAAAACGCGUUAAAGGCACUUUUCCUCCCCGGAGAUAGCCCUUAUCAGCUCUGAAAGAGCCUGGGUUUGGUCCCUUUGGAGCGGAGCCCCUCUGCUGAACGUUCUGCUCCUCCCAGUGAGAGCAGGCUGGCGUUUGAGCCAAGUGGCAGCAGUGACCCACGGUGGCCCACAAAGCCAUUUCCUGCCAUACAAGGCAGGCUGGUGGCCCUGUGCCAGAGGGGACAAUGAGGGAUGGUGGGGCCUGGCCUGCGAGCCCUCGUGUUCCUGUUUACUUGGAGCCUUGCUCCUGGAUCAGAGAGAUUGCCCCGGUUCCUUUCUCAGCCAUUUGGAGUGCAGUGCCAGGCAGCAGUGCCAGAUCCUGCAGGAAUCCUCCUCCUGCGUGGCUGCCUGGCAUUGGUGGCUCUGUGUCCUCAGUGGGGACCUUCCCCAGCCAUGCAGGGGGGGUCCCACCAGCUCUGUCACCCCCUGGAGGGACAGCAGGACCCGAGGCCACCUCCUGGGCCAGGGGCAGUGACCGCCCUGCUGGCCCUGUCCUGUCCCCUGCCAGGCCAGCAGGGUUCCAGGCUGAGCCCAGGGCUCCGUGUGUCCCUGUCACACGAGGGAAGGGACAAACAGCAGCGCAGCCCCGCAGCGAGGGAGGUGCCGCUGUUAUCUCGUCCUGCCUGCAGCCCAGAGCCCGACACACACCCUGCCUUUAUCAGCACGGCCCGCGGGCAGGGAGGGGCUGCGACAGCGACAGCGACAGGGGCCGGGCAGGGGGACAGGAACGUGGCACUGGGGAUGGGAGCAUAGCGCUGGGGACAAGAACAUGGCACGGGGGACAGGAACGUGGCACUGGGGAUGGGAACAUGGCACUGGGGACAGGAACAUGGCACUGGGGACAGAAAAGUGGCACUGGGGACAGAAAAGUGGCACUGGGGAAGGGAACGUGGCACUGGGGACAGGAACAUGGCACUGGGGACAGAAAAGUGGCACUGGGGAAGGGAACGUGGCACUGGGGACAGGAACAUGGCACUGGGGAAGGGAACGUGGCACUGGGGACAGGAAAAUGGCACUGGGGAAGGGAACGUGGCACUGGGGACAGGAACAUGGCACUGGGGACAGGAAUGUGGCACUGGGGAAGGGAACAUGGCACUGGGGAUGGGAAAGUGACACUGGGGACAGGAGAGUAGCACUGGGGACAGAAAUGUGGCACUGGUGAUGGGAAAGUGGCACUGGGGACAGAAAGGUGGCACUGAGGACAAAAAUAUGGCCCUGGGGAUGGGAAAGUGGUGGGGGCAAGAACAAGGCAGUGGGGACAACAAAGUGGCAUUGGGGUCAGGAACAUGGAACUGGGGACAGGAAAGUGACAUUGGGGAUGGGAAUGUGGCACUGGGGACAAGAACAUGGCAGUGGGGAUGGGAACGUGGCACUUGGGACAGAAAAGUGGCUCUAGGAAUGGGAAUAUGGCAGUGGGACAAGGACAUGGCACUGGGGACAGGAAAGUGGAACUGGGG
Molecule: messenger RNA, 1663 nt
Organism: Serinus canaria (Common canary)
Lineage: Eukaryota; Metazoa; Chordata; Aves; Passeriformes; Fringillidae
Product: putative per-hexamer repeat protein 5
Exons: 2
Coding region: 392-1339 (315 amino acids)
Source: RefSeq, a predicted model, not a curated record